This is a messenger RNA of Impatiens glandulifera, 1550 nucleotides long. Its product is annotated as ribosomal RNA-processing protein 14-like. The transcript has 2 exons. The record is from RefSeq and is a predicted model, not a curated record. Gene Ontology annotation, cellular component: nucleolus. Bases 281 to 1348 code for a protein of 355 amino acids. Gene Ontology annotation, molecular function: DNA binding; RNA binding. Lineage: Eukaryota; Viridiplantae; Streptophyta; Magnoliopsida; Ericales; Balsaminaceae. Gene Ontology annotation, biological process: ribosomal small subunit biogenesis; ribosomal large subunit biogenesis.
AGAAAGAAGAAGGAAACCUAAUCUUUACGAACCAGAAUUGAUAAAGCAAACCCUAAUGCUAAUCAGGGCAGAUUUGGCUGUAAUUCUGAAAUAAGGAGAAGCUGCCAGCCUGCCAUGGAAACAAAAGCAAAACGGCAGCCAUUUUGAAAGCAAGAGAAUACAAAGGUUAACUGAGGAAGAAACGGGUCUUACUGUUUUCUCUUCCUCUCUCUCGUUCGCGGCACUUUAAAAUCGACUCAGCCUUCGUCGAAUCUCCUCUACACAACAAAGAUCUCUACCUAUGAAGAAGAAGAAGAGUGAAAAGUCCAAGCAUGAUGCUGCUAUUGUUUCUGUCUCAGAUAUCAAGUCGCUGAUUCGCGAAAAUGCUCUCUUCUUUGAUAAUCUAAUCGAACUUAUUCCAGCCAAGUUUUACCUUCCGAGCGAUGAGCCUAAACCAUGGUUCCAAGGGUUAAGCAAAGCUGCCAAGGCCUCCGCGAAACAGCAAAACAAAGAGCACAAAAAGAUUAUACGUCGCGAACGCCUCGACCCGGAGAAAUCUCAAACCACCACCCUAGAUUUGCUUAAACAAAGCAUCGAAAAAGAACGAGAGAAGAAUGAGUCAGACAAUGAAGAAGAAGAAGAUGAUGAUGAGGAGGAAGAAGAUAUCAAACCAAUUAAGAAUUUUGGUGGUGGUGAUGAUAAGUCGGUUACCUACGACGAGCUCCGUCAGCGCCUUCACCGUAGGCUUGAAGAGAUGAGAGGGGACCGGUUUGGUAGUGAGGAGUCAAAGGCUAUAAGGAGAGAGAAGAAAGAUAUCUAUUUGAUGAAUAAGAGGAAAAGAAUGUCUGAGAAUGGAGAGAAGAAUAAAAAGGUUGUAGCCAAGGCGGAAACAGAGAAGCACGUGGAAGAGGCGGCUAGUGGUAUUCAAUUUGGAAAAGUGAAGCUUGGAGGAGAGGAUGAAAGUGAAUUGAGGAAGAAUAAGAGAAGGAAGUUGUCGAAAGAAAAGGAGCUGGAGAGGGCCAUGAGUUUGGCAGAAGAAAAGAAGGACCCAGAGAAAGGGAAAAAACAUUCUUGGACGGCUGCAUUGAGCAGGGCGUCUGGAGUGAAGGUGCACGAUGAUCCGAAAUUGCUGAAGCAAAGGAUGCACAAGGAGAAGAAGAAACAUGAGAAGAAUGUGGAGAAGUGGAAGGAUAGAAUUGAGACUAAGGAUAAGAUGAAGAAGGAUAAACAGAAGAAGAGGACAGAUAAUAUAAGUGGCAAAAUUCAUGAGAAGAAGAUGAAGAAAAUUGCAAAAAGAGAGAAGAAGCUCAUGAGGCCUGGUUUUGAAGGAAGGAAAGAAGGUUACAUCACUACUACUACUGAAAAUUGAGGUGCCUAUCUUUCUCAUCUUUAAAUUGUAAUAUGAUCUAUCAUCAUCAUCAUCUUCAUUAUCUGUUCUCCUUAAAACAUAGGGCUUGAAGAAGUGUCUUGAUCAUCUUUUUUUUUUAAUGUUUGUUGAAGAUUUCCUAGGAUUGAUUACUCAGUUACUUUUUGGCCCAUAUAUAUUUUUCAAUUAAACAUAUGUUGUGUUA